Colletotrichum karsti is the source of this 1404-nucleotide messenger RNA. Its product is annotated as dihydrolipoamide succinyltransferase. Bases 1 to 1404 code for a protein of 467 amino acids. Gene Ontology annotation, cellular component: oxoglutarate dehydrogenase complex. Gene Ontology annotation, molecular function: dihydrolipoyllysine-residue succinyltransferase activity. NCBI's taxonomy places the organism in Eukaryota, Fungi, Ascomycota, Sordariomycetes, Glomerellales, Glomerellaceae. The transcript is spliced from 2 exons. Gene Ontology annotation, biological process: tricarboxylic acid cycle. The record is from RefSeq and is a predicted model, not a curated record.
AUGAUGCGCUCCCAGCUUCAAUCCGCCAGCCGCCUGGCCCGGCCCUCCACCUCCGCCGCGACCUCGAGAAUCGCCGGCGCCGCCCGCCUUCACAUCUCCAACACCGUCGCCUCAAAAACGAACGCCGUCCGCUCCAUCGCCACGAGAACGAUACCCCGAGCUGCCCUCCCCGCCCUCACCUCGUCGCAAUACCGCUCCUUCUCCUCCACCCGCAUCCAGCAUGGCGAGAUGAUCAUCACCGUGCCCCCGAUGGCCGAGUCCAUCAACGAGGGCACCGUCUCGAACCUGUCGAAGCAGGUCGGCGACUUCGUCGAGGCUGACGAGGAGGUCGCCAGCAUCGAGACCGACAAGAUCGACGUCGCCGUCAACGCCUCCGAGGCCGGCACCAUCGUCGAGAUCUUCGUCGCAGAGGGCGACACCGUCGAGGUCGGGGCCAAGGUCGCCCGCGUCGAGACCGGCGGCGCCGCUCCUCCCAAGGAGGACAAGCCCGCCCCUAAGCAGGAGGAGUCCAAGCCCGAGGCCAGCAAGCCCGCCGAGCCCGCCGCCGCCCCUGCCCCGGAGCAGAAGAAGGAGCCCGAGGCCCCCAAGAAGGAGGAGAGCAAGCCCGCCGCUCCCGCUCCCGCGCCCCAACAACAAAAGAAGCCCGCCGAGACGGCCCCCGUCGCCCAGGCCGCCCCGUUCGGCGCCACCGGCCUCUUCUCCCGCGCCGAGCGCGUCGAGAAGAUGACGCGCAUGCGCAAGACCAUCGCCUCCAAGCUCAAGCAGUCCCAGAACAUGACCGCCUCCCUGACCACCAUCAACGAGGUCGACAUGUCCGCCCUGAUGCAGUGGCGCGCGCGCAACAAGGAGGACGUCAUGAAGCGCCACGGCGUCCGGCUGGGCUACAUGGGCGCCUUCACCAAGGCCACCUGCCUGGCCGCCCAGCAGGUGCCCCAGAUGAACGCCUCCAUCGACACCGACAAGGAGAUCAUCACCUACCGCGACUACGUCGACAUCAGCAUCGCCGUGUCUGCCCCCAAGGGUUUGAUUACUCCCGUCCUGCGCAACGUUGAGAGCUUGGACAUCAUCGGUAUCGAGCGCGGCGUCGCUGAGCUCGCUGGCAAGGCCCGCGACGGCAAGCUGACCAUGCCCGACCUCGAGGGCGGCAACUUCUCCAUCAGCAACCCCGGCAUCUUCGGCUCCCUCUUCGGCACCCCAGUCAUCAACUACCCCCAGGCCGCCGUCUUCAACAUGAACGGCAUCAAGGAGCGCCCCGUCGUCGUCGACGGCAAGCUCGAGAUCCGCCCCAUGAUGUACAUCACCGUCACCUACGACCACCGCCUCAUCGACGGCCGCGAGGCCAUCAGCUUCCUGAACAUCGUCAAGAGCUACAUCGAGGACCCCGCCAAGCUCCUCCUGGCCUGA